This is a messenger RNA of Xylaria bambusicola, 3836 nucleotides long. Its product is annotated as ribosome 60S biogenesis N-terminal-domain-containing protein. The record is from RefSeq and is a predicted model, not a curated record. NCBI's taxonomy places the organism in Eukaryota, Fungi, Ascomycota, Sordariomycetes, Xylariales, Xylariaceae. Gene Ontology annotation, biological process: maturation of 5.8S rRNA from tricistronic rRNA transcript (SSU-rRNA, 5.8S rRNA, LSU-rRNA); maturation of LSU-rRNA from tricistronic rRNA transcript (SSU-rRNA, 5.8S rRNA, LSU-rRNA). The transcript has 2 exons. Gene Ontology annotation, cellular component: nucleolus. Bases 329 to 3754 code for a protein of 1141 amino acids.
CAGAGACCCAAGAGAGAGGCGCGAUAGUGACCUGUCUGUGACCCAGUAUCCCUGUACCAGUAGGUGCAAGGACAUACCUACAUAUAUGAUGGUUAUUUGACCGACACCAUCUAUCAAAGCUUUCGGGAGGUAGAUUGUGUUAUAGCUUGCUUCGAUGCCAAUUGAUCUCUGCAGUAAUCUGAUGGCGUGCUGGUAGUCGGAAAUAAUUCAAGCUAGGUACAUACCUGUAUCAGUACUCGAGACCUUCCAGACGUGUCCCUAGUCAAGUCCCUCCCUUUUCCCUAGAACAUGCGGUUGAGAAGCCGAUCGCAUUUCAUAACAAUACAUCAUGGCGAAACGCAAAUCUUACGGAGGUGACGGUAUCCACGCCGGAAAGAAACAAAAAACAAGCCACAUCCACGAAGCGCCCACCUCAGAGGAAGUAUAUACUGCGCGGCAACUCCGUCAUCUGCUCACUUUCGAACAAGACCUUCAAAAAGCCAGACAUGGCCUGCAAUCGUUCAAGAAUGUCCUCGACAGCAUCGUGAACAAUGACGAAAAGAAGUCAGAGCACAUGCAGAUCCUCCUCGAGUUCCUCGAGUCCUCGAAGCCCAGAGAAAUCGAAGAUGAAGUGCCCGUAUAUCUACCCGAUAUCAUGGAAACAUGGAGCAUGGCCUCUCAGAUGAACAAUGAAAAUGUCAUGUCUGCUGUGCCUGUGGUGUUGGCGCUGUUGCUCAAAGUAGUAUCUGCGAACUUGGACCAGGUGUCUUACGGACUCGGAGUCUGUCGCACUCUGCUUCAAAAGCGCCAACAAGAGUUGAUAGCCAGAAAUCUCUCUGCAGAUAAAGGAAAGGAUUUUGUCAUAUCGCCUACCUUGAGGCUUCUUAGGGAGGCAAUCUGUUUGGAUGGUGGUGCUCUAGCAGCUCCCAUAUUUAGGGCCAGAAUCAACACUUUUAGGUCUCUUGCCAGGAACCUGGGCCUCAAAUAUAUCGGCAGCGGGAAAGAAGACCCCAAGAGAGCCUCUGUGAGAACCAAUGCCACGCGAUUGCUCCUGAGCUGUUUGAAACUUUUACACAAUGAAGCGAAAAGGGACUUGUUGUUGCAGCGAGAUAUCGUAGCAGCGCUUAUGAGACACCUGCGAGACGAUCCGCCUUUCCUGAUUUCCGAGAUAUUGGAUGUGUUGAAAACUUCAGUGGUGCAAGACAAGAAAUUAGCCAAGGAGGUUAAGAUCAAAAUACUUAACGCUUAUUCGCUCACUCAAAUUGCGUCCUUGUACGGAUAUUCCAGGGAGCCUACAGAUUCCGAAGAUGGAACCGAGACCAGACAACUAUCAGUGGAAGACGCAGCUCACGAGAUUUUGUUGGCGACAUGUACGGACUCUGCAGUGGGGAUUUGUCGGUCGCAGCAAGGCUAUUAUCCUGAAGGCAUCGCCGCCGACGCCCUUGUACCCGACACCGAGGGCGCUGAUCGUCUAGAUUUUGGUCUUGAUAGUAUACCUUGGAUGAAUAAAUUCACCGACGACGUUCCAGUACGAAACAUGCUUUUGGGAGAAUUUAUCGAGUCGCUAAGACCGUGGUCCAACAUAAAACAGAGCGAACUACUCCUUGCCAUUUUUUCAGCUUCUCCGGAACUGAUUGCUCCCUAUUUCAUACAUAAGAAAACAUUCACCUUCGACCCUAAGUUAUCUGCCACUUGGAUAGGCUAUGCUUCGCUGUUAUAUAGUGUCGUCAAGAUGCCCAUACCACCCUUCUUUGGGCAGUCCAACGAUUACGCAGCGGUCCCACCACCGACAUCGGUUGUUCUUGAUAAUAUCAUUCCUCCACCUAUGACCUUGAAGGCCAUAAAUAGGUGUUUAACGAACAAGUCUAAACUAAUUUCUUUUUACGCGAUUCGAUUACUCAUCGUGGCUUUGGAAAAGUUAGACAGGGCACUGAUAAUGCACAGGGAGGCGUCAACAUCGCCAAACUCGAUUUGGCAGGAAGCUUCCCGUCGUCUAGUCGAUAACUUUUACCAAAGGAUACCAGACAUCAAAGAUAUAAUCAACUACUAUCGCACAUUAGCCGACGGGGAUUUCCUUCAGCGCGAGGCAGCGAGUCGGCUAAUCCUCCUGUAUUACGAGGUUAUACCGCAACUAGCCCUCAAAGCAAAGUUUGAUGUCUCUCCCAUACUUCUCGCUACAAUUCAAAAGGUCGAGGCAUCCAACGGCGCUGACGAAGAUGCGGCUAUCUCCUUGCUGGAGUUGGAACACCUGUGUGCAGUAGCUCAAUACUCUCCAAGCAUGCGAUGGUUUGGACGGGUCGCCGAGUUACCAACCUCGCCCUUUACCACACUCCUUCGCCUAUAUACCGAAAAGACCACUACAUUGUCUGGAGACACAUUGAGCCAAAUCCUUUCAUAUGUUGCUAACGAAUACCAAUUGGUAGAGAGUAAUUCGCAAUCGUCAGGCUUGAAUCCGCUUAUAGCAGCCUUGAGGAACGCAGGUAGCAUCGACUUGACUAUUUGGUCGUUUAUAGACAACUGUGCUGAGCGAUGCUCCAGAACGCCCACAAAAUAUCUAGAGAUGAUUGAGCAGCAUGUCGAAGGGGUAGAUGCUGUCGACCAAACGGACACAAGGACCUGUCCGUUACUCAUGUCAAUUGCAGAACAACUGCCUUUUCUGGUUUCGACCUCGCCUGCCAAAGAAACCCUCAAGCAGCUUGCGGCUUUUCUUCGAGAUUAUCUACGUCGUUCCCUCGAGUCUGGUGUUAGUCGGUUAUUUUUAAAGUCUAUCAGCCGUUUGUUAGUCACUGCUCUGAAUGACAAGAAACUUAGUUCCAAAAUCACCUUGCCCAAGCGGACUAGUAGUUUAGACGAGGAUACAGACAUGCUGGAAAGUGAGCCAGAGCCUAAGUUGCAGUCUCCAGCGGAGAAUAAGAAGGACUCGGUGAUACAACUAAGCCCACAAGAGCUCGAAGAUAAGCUCGCAGUGCCUAUGUUGAUGAGUAAAGAAAAUGAUCUCCUGAGGUGGUCCAGCAAGCCUCCCGAAGAGCUUGUCGAAGAAGGCCAUGGCGCAUCCUUGAUACUACUCCUUUCCUCUGAGCACGCGAGCAUACGCCAAGAGGCGCUUACCAAUGUGCUGAAAAUGGCAGCCAAGAUAAAGGAGUCAACGUAUGAGGAGAAUGAGCAGAUAUGGCUGCUCCUCAUGGAGCUUGCAGAGUCGGCCAAAGAUCUGAUUGCCGAGGCACCUCUGCCCAGCAUUCUAGUCGUAUUCGCGUGUAGGGCGCUGGAUAUCCUAAAGACACCACUGCAUUGUCUUUAUGAGAAAGUCAACUUGUUCCUCACAAGCGGGCCAGUAUGGCAGCCCAAGAAUAUACCGCUCCUGAAAGCCAUUCUCCAAGAAGGACCGACGUUGGACGGAUCCUACUACACGGAAAUUAGCUGGCUCCUUGGAUUUCUCGUGGACAGCUUGCGGACGCCGCAGGAUAUCGCGCUGUUCCAUCAGCGCAAAGUGUACGAGCGGCUGUUUGCUCUCGUAACUAAUCCAUACAUGGGCAUAAAUCUUCGUACGCAGGUCUUAAGAGUUCUAUAUCGUACGACUUGUAUAUCAGGGGGAAGCGAUACAGUCAUUACGAGAUUCGGUGCAGUGAGCUGGCUUGUAGCUCAGAAGGCGGCGACUGCAGAUGGUAUGGAGAAGAGGCUUUACCAAGCCAUGAUCAGGAGACUAUGGGAAACCUGCGACCAGAAGCGAAUCGCGAUAUGGAGCAGGGGCACGGUGGAGAAACUCGUCCAAGGUUAGGAUAGAUUAUACAUCAAUAGUGAGACAUUUGAACAACGGCCUAAAGUCCAACCGAUGGCCAUGAGAGGCGAAGCUUCAACAG